AUGGAGAUCCGCGCCCGCGCGCCCGGCAAGAUCAUCCUCGCCGGCGAGCACGCCGUCGUCCACGGCUCCUCCGCCGUCGCCGCCGCCAUCGACCUCUACACGCAGUCCUCCCUCCACCUGCCCCCGCCAGGGGAUGGCGGCGCCGGCGGGGAGGUGGAGGUCGACCUGACGGACUCGGGCCUCGCCUUCUCCUGGCCAUGCUCGCGCCUCCUCGAGGCGCUGGGGGAGACCUGCCGCAAGGCGGAGCUGCAGGCCCCGAGGCCCUGCUCCCCGGAGGAGCUGGCCUCCAUUGCCAGGCUCGUGGAGCUGCACGAGAUACCCGAGGCCAAGAUCUGGCUCUCCGCAGGCCUCUCCGCGUUCCUCUACCUCUACACUUCCAUCCUGGGGUGUAGGCCUGGGAAGGUCGUGGUGAGCUCGGGUCUGCCGAUGGGCGCGGGGCUUGGUUCGUCGGCCGCGUUCUCCGUGUCGUUGUCGGGCGCGCUGCUGACGGCGGCAGGAGUGGUUUGCGCUGAGGGCGCCGUCGACGGAACAGAGUGGCGGUUGUUGGGGAAGGAUCAUCUUGAGCUGGUUAACACGUGGGCGUUCCAGGGGGAAAAGAUUAUUCAUGGCAAGCCUUCUGGCAUUGACAACGCUGUCAGCACUUUUGGGAGCAUGAUCAAAUUCAAGAAGGGAGAAUUGACAAACCUCAAAUCUGGCAAUCCAGUCAAAAUGCUCAUUACUGAUACAAGGGUUGGUAGGAACACCAAGGCUCUGGUUGCUGGUGUGUCUGAAAGAGCAUCUAGGCAUCCCGAUGCUAUGGCUUCCGUCUUCCAUGCAGUGAACACCAUUAGUGAAGAGCUUUCCAGCAUUGUCGAGUUAGCUGCCACUGAUGAGAUAGCCAUGACCUCAAAGGAAGAAAAGCUAGCAGAACUCAUGGAGAUGAACCAAGGUUUGCUCCAGUGCAUGGGAGUCAGCCAUUCCUCUAUAGAAACCGUGCUGCGCUCGACAUUGAAGUAUAACUUGGUCUCGAAGCUCACCGGAGGUGGUGGUGGAGGCUGUGUUUUGACGUUGAUACCAACUCUUUUGGAGAAGGUCACCACGGAGCUAGAAUCGCAUGGUUUCCGCUGCUUCAAAGUCGAGGUCGGUGGACAAGGUCUUCAGAUUCACCAAGGAUAA
This is a messenger RNA of Triticum turgidum subsp. durum (durum wheat), 1155 nucleotides long. NCBI's taxonomy places the organism in Eukaryota, Viridiplantae, Streptophyta, Magnoliopsida, Poales, Poaceae. The record is from the annotation of a GenBank genome assembly.